AUGCCGGAAUUAGUACAAGUCGCCCGCUUGGUGGGCAGGCUGAGGAAGUACCUUGCUGGCAAGACGUUGAGAGAUGUCACCGCAAUCAAUGAUCCAGUGGUAUUUCAGGAUACAACUGCACAUGAAUUUCUCCACGCAAUGGAGGGGAGAAAGGUACUCGAUGCGAAGUCUUUAGGGAAAUACUUUUGGUCUUUACCAAUUCACCCUUAUUUUGUGUGGAGAUGACUAUUUCUAACAAAUUGAUAGGUUAGAAAUGGACAGACCGCCGCAUCCUGUUAUACACUUAGGUAGCAACUCCUCACCUCCGGGCCAGCUGCAGUGUCUGAGGAUCGGGCUCGGCUAAUUAAAAUAGGACCCGCCGGCUGGAUAUUCUUCAAAAACGAUCCUUUCUCGCAUUACUAUGCACGGGAAAAGCCCGAGUUCACCGUCUGGCCUCCCAGUGGCGAAAUAUUCCAUCUGAAGACCCAUAGCUCCAGGGAUGAAGCCAUGUUCGCUGACCCCCGCCGGCUAGCGCGCCUACGGUUGAUGGACUGCUCUUCCGAAGAUAUCCCUAAGCAGGCUCCAUUAAACGUUUUGGGACCAGAUCCUUUACGGGAAGCGAUUACGACAGAGUGGCUGCGAAAAAGGUUUGACAGGCAUGUCCCGGCACGGGUACUACUAACAAAUCAGGCGCAUAUAGCUGGCCUUGGAAGUUGGAUGAGGUAUGAUCCCUACUCCCCCCACGCAAGUAUCAAACAAUACACAGGUUGCCAAUUGAACAGACGGCUAACCUUCCAAAAGCGAAGAGAUCCUCUACCAAGCCCGAAUCCACCCCGAAUUCCAAGGCCGCAAAUUCAACGACGGCCAAUUCGAGCGCGUCCGGAAGGGCAUAGAAUACGUCGUCAAGACUGCGCACGAAGUCGACUCAGACUUCUCUCAGUUCCCAAGCCAUUGGUUAAAGAGCUUCCGCUUCGACUGGAGAAUCAAGGGCCAAACCGUGGAGAACGGUGAGCAGAUAGCGUACACAAAGCACAUCGUUAAGAGCGCGUACGUCCCAAGCGCGCAGAUCAAGAGCAGGAUAGAGAAGGGGCCGGAUUUGAAGAAGAUCACCCCUACGACGGAGCUGCUGUUUGAGAUGGAGGACCCACCGAGGAAACGGUUCCGCCUCCCGAACGAGCCGUUGAAGCCCAAGCCAAUGGCUAUUUGGGAUGACGGGGACGACAAGAUAUUAGGAGGGACCGUGGAGUCGGACCACAAAGAUAUUUUGGCGCCGUUAAAAGGCAAGAAGCCGCUUACUGCUGGGGACGUGUUCAGGCCAGCGCCAUCGAGGAGGAACCAGACACCGGAAAAGCGAAUUGCGCAGCGGAAUGUGCGGGGGCACUGGAAGCCGCGGACGCACUAGAAUGCCAAAGUGGAAAGAGGUUGAUGGGCGGUGUAUUAUAAAAAUGUGUUUUAUCCAUAGCAUGAGGUUUUUUUUAUAUCUUGAUAGUUUUCCUCUC
Messenger RNA from Tuber aestivum (summer truffle), 1478 nucleotides. NCBI's taxonomy places the organism in Eukaryota, Fungi, Ascomycota, Pezizomycetes, Pezizales, Tuberaceae. The record is from the annotation of a GenBank genome assembly.